AUGAGAGGAAAUUUUAUAAAUAUAAAAAUGUUUGAAAAAUUAUUAAACGUUGGAAAAUGUUUAUCGGAAUUAUUAAAUCAACCGCAAAUAAGCGCCGCUUGUAUUCUAUUACAAUUCCUACAAAUAUUAAUACAGGUUUUAUUAUUCAUCCUCUCGGCACUCAACGAAGUGCUGAAAGAGAGACGCACUUUGGAACAUAAAAGGAAUUCAUUGCUUCAAUCUGCUGUUCUUCGUCAACACCAGUGCGAGGCAGGAUGGCAGGAAAAGAUAAACGAUGCAAAAGAAAUAUCCGAUAAAUAUGAAAAACAAUGCAACGAUUUAAGAGAGAAAAGAGAUCAAUUACAUAAAGAAUUGAUAAUAACGAUCGAUCGUACGACUUCUCAUAAAUUAUUACAUAACAUUCCAUCAAUAAGAGCAAAUUAUAAAAUACAAGCUUGUCAAUUACAAAGAUACAUAGCCGAUUUAAAAAGAAGAGUAAACAAUGCGAAAUACAGAUUAGACACGGAGAAAAAGAUUGCAAAUUCGUUAAACGAUACCGUAAAAGGACUUAGAAUCGAAGCCGGAAAUAAAAAAUUUACAACCAUGUCUAUAAGACCGCAAACAUUAGCAAUACUUUCACAUCCGGCUCAAUGUAAAUCAACUAGAGAGAAUUUCCGGUUGAAAAAUACAUCGAAAUUUAUAUCGGGAGUUAAAUCUUCGUGGAGUAAAGCUAUUUAA
Pediculus humanus corporis (human body louse) is the source of this 717-nucleotide messenger RNA. RefSeq lists its product as uncharacterized. The record is from RefSeq and is a predicted model, not a curated record. Bases 1 to 717 code for a protein of 238 amino acids. NCBI's taxonomy places the organism in Eukaryota, Metazoa, Arthropoda, Insecta, Psocodea, Pediculidae. The transcript is spliced from 5 exons.